AUGGCUACCCAGACAACAGAAGCUUCGCCAUUACUUGGACGUCGCGAAGCAUCAGGAUCAAUAUCAGGAUCUACGUCACGUUCAGCCCAAAGGUCGCAACGGACAGUAACCUUCAAUCCACAUACACAGAUCUCUUCUCAACCUGGCUCGUCAAGCCUAGGAGCACCUCUGCGACCUGCACAUAGUCCUUCCCAGACCCUCACAAGCGAUCUUACAUCCAAACGAGAACCAUUAAUUCAAGCCUUCAAUUCGAAACUGCGCAGGAGAAACAGCCAUGGUGGAGCUCUGCCAGUUACACAACCUUUUGGACCUGGACCGAGGAUCGGUGCACAGCGAACCACGAGGACCGCAGAGAAGCUGAAGAUCCUGCCAAAUCCAGACUUUGGGGACGAGGGACCAGACGAAGAGAGUGGACGAGACGUCUAUUCCCAGUUCACAAGGAUAAAAGACCCGAGUGCGAGACGAGAUGCCGCCAGGUUAGGAAAAGCCGAUCGAGAGCGGUUGCCGAGAGUCACAACAUAUUGCACAGCGCAAGGAUACAAGCUGGAAAGCAUACUGAAAUUCAUGAAGAGUCGGACCAAGACACGAGGAGCAAGUCCGAGGUUAUUUGAUGAAUGUCUCUACUCGCCUUACGAUUAUGACUAUCUGAAGAAGAGGAAAGUCAACGAGAACAUGUUCAACAGGAAUACCGGGAUGACUGGUGAGAGAAGUACAAGUAGAAGUCCUGUCGAGGAAAGAAUAGAAAGAAUGAGGAGAAGUCCCAGGAUCAGGCCUAAUGAGAGGAGGUUCUCGGAUUCCGCUGUCGAGGUAGAAGAACACCAGCAAGAGCGAAGAGAAAACUUGAUUGACCUUCAAAACGAGCUUGGGACCUCUUCCAUGCCUGGCCAAGACGACUCAGACCCGACGGUGUUCUCCCCAACGAGUGAAGAGCCGCGGCCGAACACGUUGGUAAAUACGAUAUCAAAAUCCAGUGAGGAUCUCAACGAUCACCGCGAACAAGACGACCUCCAUUCCGCCUUCAGCUCGAGUCAUCCGGACAUAGAUACAAAUGUCGAAAGUCCUGAAGUUUUUGUCUUCGAUUACGGCACAAUUGUCAUCUGGGGCAUGAACAUCCAACAAGAACAACGGUUCCUGUCCGAUCUGGCGAAGUUCGCGACGAGUCCAUUACCCAGUGACAGUGUGCAGACUGAGGAGUUCAAUUUUUACUACACAAAGGAGUAUCAAGCACGAAUAUACAACGACUUCAUAUCUCUCCGCGACCCUCGGAACCAUCUGAUCAAGCUUGCCAUUUCUCAUGCGCUCAGUCAGUCAGUCAAGACAAGCUUGUUCGAGGACCUGGUUAGUGAGACGAUUGAGACUACCAGUCCACUUCCUGCCGUGAUUGCACAGACGGGCAGUGUGAACCUGACGAGACGACAAUUGAACAUGCAAAUCGGCGAGCUCUUCAUUCUACGUAUCAACAUACAUCUGCAAGGCUCCGUGCUCGACAGUCCAGAGCUGUUCUGGGCUGAGCCACAUUUGGAGCCUGUCUACGCGGCUGUUAGGAGUUACUUGGAGAUUGGGCAGCGAGUCACACUGUUGACGGAGCGUCUGGAUGUCAUUUCUGAUUUGCUUGCAGUGUUAAGAGAGCAAGGAAGUAGGAGACAUGAUGAGAUCUUGGAGUGGAUUGUCAUCGUGCUAAUUGCCGCUGAGAUUGUCGUCGCAGCUAUUAAUAUCGUGGUUGACCUGGUUGCUGGUGUUGACUAG
Messenger RNA from Lithohypha guttulata, 1746 nucleotides. RefSeq names its product sporulation protein rmd1 (gene RMD1). The record is from RefSeq and is a predicted model, not a curated record. Bases 1 to 1746 code for a protein of 581 amino acids. The transcript has 3 exons. Lineage: Eukaryota; Fungi; Ascomycota; Eurotiomycetes; Chaetothyriales; Trichomeriaceae.